Drosophila takahashii is the source of this 1176-nucleotide messenger RNA. Its product is annotated as putative gustatory receptor 36a. Gene Ontology annotation, molecular function: sweet taste receptor activity. NCBI's taxonomy places the organism in Eukaryota, Metazoa, Arthropoda, Insecta, Diptera, Drosophilidae. The record is from RefSeq and is a predicted model, not a curated record. Gene Ontology annotation, cellular component: axon; neuronal cell body; dendrite. Gene Ontology annotation, biological process: chemosensory behavior; sensory perception of taste; male courtship behavior.
AUGACCGACUGGGUCGGUUGGCUAUUGAAGGCAUUCUACUAUUAUGGACACCUGAUCGGUUUGGGUAAUUUUGAGAUUAACUGGCGGACAGGUCGAGUCCUUACGACCCCAAGGAGCACCAUUUAUGCCAUCGUGGUUAACGUCCUCAUCUUUAUUGUCCUGGUUGCGCAACUCUCCAAGCGAACUGAUCCCAAUGUUUUCUUUGGAAAAACAAACAAGCUUCAUCAUUAUGUUAUCGUCGUUAUGGUCGCGCUGAGAAUAGCUUCAGGACUUUCCACCGUUCUCAAUCGAUGGCGUCAGCGGGCCAAAUUGAUGCGAUUGGCCAGAAAAGUGCUGCGACUUUUUGAGGAAAAACCGCAGGUGAAGGGAAUGUCUCGCUGGGGCAUUCUUAUCAAGGUCAUCAUAUCCACGGUGACUGAUCUCGUGCAAAUAGCCAUCGCCUGGGAUGCAGUGGGUCGUCUGGACUCGAAUCAAUCUGUAGGAAUGACCUUGAACUUUUGGAUGUCGGCCAUUAUUAACUUGGCCAUAUCGCAGCAUUAUUUGGUAGCCCUCUUCGUUCGAGCCUAUUAUCAUCUGCUCAACACGGAAUUGCGACAGGUGAUCGACGAGAGCAGAAAGUUGAGCUAUCUGCCUUUUAGAAAGGGGUCCUUCAUGACCAGGUGCUGUUCCCUGGCGGAUCAGGUGGAUAAUAUAGCUAGGCUCCAGUCUGAACUGCAAUCCAUUGUCACCCAGUUGAAUGAGGUCGUUGGAAUCCAAGGACUGAUGGUCUACAGUGGUUACUACAUAUUCUCAAUUGCUACUUCUUACCUCACCUAUAGUGUCCUCAAAAAUGGUCCCGAAAAUCUACAGUUGUCUAUCCCAGCUGUCAUAUUGGCCUUCAGUUGGUGUUUCUUCUUUUAUCUGGAUGCCAUGAUCAAUCUGUUUAUUAUGCUGAAUCUUCAAGAUGAUCACAAGGUAAUGUUAUGUCUUCUGGAGGAGAGAACACUGUUUGCUUCCCGUUUGGAUGUUCGUUUGGAGGAAUCCUUUGAAAGCAUUCAAUUGCAGCUGAUACGAAACCCCUUCAAAAUUGAAAUAUUGAAACUAUUCUGCAUUGAUCGCAGUUCAACUACCGCCAUGUUUGGAUCCCUAAUAACGAAUUCCAUAUUUCUCAUUCAAUAUGACAUGGAAUACUUUUGA